Molecule: messenger RNA, 9988 nt
Organism: Branchiostoma floridae (Florida lancelet)
Lineage: Eukaryota; Metazoa; Chordata; Leptocardii; Amphioxiformes; Branchiostomatidae
Product: C3 and PZP-like alpha-2-macroglobulin domain-containing protein 8
Exons: 47
Coding region: 211-7422 (2403 amino acids)
Cellular component (GO): extracellular region
Molecular function (GO): protein binding; endopeptidase inhibitor activity
Source: RefSeq, a predicted model, not a curated record
GGGGAGUCCAACUUGCGAUCACCUUACCAGUUGGUUGGUGUCUUCUGUCUUUCUUAACACGGACUUAAAGCUCACAAGCGCCUGUCCCAACAAUCUCGACUAUCCGUGACGUAACGUUGACGUCAUUUCCCGUCCUUGGAGUUCUCCGAGAGGAUUGUGGUGAGUCGGGAUUUCAGUGGAGGGAAGCAAGCGUGUUGGCUGUGGACGGGCAUGGCUCCGAACGGACUGACCUUGCCUCUGGGGCUGCCAUGGCUCCUUCUCGCCACGCUUCUGGGCUCGGCCGCGGCCAGCAGCCGUGAGGCGGGUUACAUGGCGGUCGCCCCCAUGGUGUUCAGACCUGGUGUAGAGGAAGUCAUCAGCAUCACGAUGUUUAACGUCACCAGUCCUGUCCAUGUGGAGGCCACUGUGCACAUCAACAGGGCCAGUGUGGCUUCUGCCGCGGAAACAAUCACAGGAAAAGGAAGUUUACGUCUCAAGGUACCCCAUGACGCAAAAGGCAAGGCUACAUUAAAGGUGUGUGGAAACUGCGCUCAAGCUGCCAGGGUCGGGGAAAAGGAAGUUUUCUUCUUCCACAACUCCACGUCGGUUAUUAUCGAGGAGAGGGGGUCGGCUGUCUUCAUACAAACGGACAAACCCGUAUACAAACCCGGGCAAACAGCUUUUAUCAACGUGAUUACAACAACCCCAAACCUGCGGCCACUGGACGCUGGGAUGGAGGCAUACAUAACGGAUCCACGAGGGUCAAAAAUGAUCCAGUGGAGGGACCUAAAGCCAGUUUGCUGUGGGGUGGUGAACAUGAGUUUCCCCAUUUCGGACCAGCCCAUUCUGGGGGACUGGACCAUUUUUGUGGAGGUGCAGAGACAGACGUACAACAAAACAUUCAGUAUUCAGAAAUAUGUUCUGCCCAAGUUCGAGGUCAUCAUCGUGCCUCCCAAAUACAUCGUAGACUUGGACAGGUGUGAGCAGGUGAACAUCACAGCCAGGUACACUUUUGGCCAGCCUGUGCAGGGGAAGCUGACUGUCAGUACCACCAUCCAUGGCAUCGGCUACUACAAGGAUGAGAUUGGACCCACUGUCCUCAACAGCAUGGACAUUGACGACACAGCGUCAUUUAACGUUUGUGCCAACGCCAUGGGAGUGUCCACCCUGUCUGACCAUUUCCGGGGCGUGCUGGUUGUCGAGGCAACAGUAACCACGGGUGACGGGAGCACGCAGACCGCCGUGGACGACUCCACUCCUGUCAACAAGCAGCUGAUUGACAUUGAGUUCUCUCCUGACACCAGGAGACACUUCAAGCCAGGUCUGCCUUACAUUGGGAAGGUCCUUGUGAGCUAUCCUGAUGGCAGCCCAGCCAACAACAUCACCGUACAAGUCAAGGCUGACGUCAACAGGGCAUUCUUCUACACCAAGGAGUUUGUGUCCACUGAAGGCAUGAUUAUCUUUGACAUCCCGGCCCUUCCAAACAUCGCACAAAACGUCUGGCUCGAUGCAAAAGUGUUGGCAAUCCAAGGCCGUGAGGUCGGUGAGAGUUACUUCAGCUCGUACCUGUCCAUCAGUAACUGGUACUCCCCCAGCAAGUGUCACAUCCAGGUGCAGAACCCUCCAAAAAAAGUCCAGGUUGGUAAGAAAGCUGUUCUGACAGUGCUGUCCACUUGUCCAUGCGACUUCACACUGCAUUAUGAGGUGGUCUCCCGGGGCAACAUUGUCCAGUCUGGCUUACACAGAGCACUCCCCGACCAUGUUAUCAUCAGAAGAGAUGCAGAAGAGAACCCAGAAUCUCUAGAACAGCAGGAUGAAGCUGCAGGUCAGGAAAAUGAAGAGUGGAGAGAAGAUAAGAAAGGAAAAAGACAGGAAAGAAAGAGAGGACAUCGGAGGAAACAUCCCAAAGAUAUUGUGGAGGAGUUACAAGUCAAGGUGGAGAGAACAAAGAAUGAAGAUGGAGAGGAGGAGGAGGGAAAGGAUGAUGAUGAUAACAGGACCAGGAUCCUGGAGGAAGGUGUGAUCAAGUUCAUCAAUGGUACCAACAGACAAGACACUUCCACUGACCCCCCUAUGGAGAUGCCCGAGGUGUGCGAGACCAGGAUACAAGUGUUGGUGACCCACGCAAUGGCGCCCCUCAGCAGAGUUGUUGUGUACUACAUCCGGCCCAACGGUGAGGGGGUGGCAGACAGCAUGCAGCUUGAGGUGGAGCCUGAGUUCGAGAGUAAGGUUGUUCUGUCCUUACCGUACAAUGAGACCCUACCAGGUGACAGAGUGGACAUUGCUGUGAAGUCCAAGCCUGGGUCGUGCGUGUGCAUGGCCUCCGUGGACAGGAGUGUCUAUCUGCUACGGCCUGGCUUCCAACUCACCAAGGAAAUGAUUUUUCGAGAACUGGAGACCUUUGACGUGACCCAUGGCGAGACUGACGAGCGGUUCUGGUGGGGAUACUCCGCUCGCAAGAAGAGGUCCUCACUGUGGCUGAACUUUAUACACUCCAGGGAUGCCAUGUAUGCAUUUAUGGAAACAGGUCUGCAGGUGAUGACAGACGUUGUAAGCCUGAACCAUCGACAGGACCCCAGUAACUGGAUACAGUCAGAACUGAUGCAGUCCGUUAGCUCCUUCACCAUGUCUGUCUUCCACGACGGAGUUCCGAAGGCUGAGAAACGUAAACGGGUCUUCUUCCCAGAAACAUGGAUAUGGCAAUGCUUUAAUGUCAGCUCAACUAGGAAACACGAGACCGUUACCAUGACGACACCGGACACCAUCACCAGCUGGGUAACAGAGGCCUUCUCCAUGUCGGAGACCCACGGCCUCAGCCUCGCCGCGCCCAUCACACUGCGCACCUAUAAGCCAUUCUUCGUGGACUUUACUCUCCCGUACUCCGUGGUACGCGGGGAGCAGGUCAAGAUACCACUGUCCAUCCACAACUACCUGGAGUACUGCACCGAGGUGCACAUGACCGUGAAGGUGCCUUCAGGUGUGUCCUUCCUGAAUCAGAAGACAGGUAAACAGCUGCGAAAGGUGUGCGUGGGCCGUAACCAGGUGGAGCACACCUCGGUUGCCAUGGUGUUUGAAGAACUUGGAAACAUGGAGAUCACAGCCUAUGCUGAAGCGUUUGUGGACCAGCGGUGCUGUGAAGGUGAAAGGUCAGACGCGUGGGACAGCGAACCAAACGUCAGGGUCGGGCUGGAUCACGUGGCUCACAAGAUAGCAGUGGAGGCUGAGGGAACUCAGAAGUCCUACACUCACAGUGUUUACUUUUGCCCAAAUGAAAGAAUCCACAUUUCAACUCCCAACAAGUAUGAAUACCAGUACGUUAAAAAGCCCACGGAGACAACCAUAUUCACCUUUGCUACAAAAGCCAGCAACGACGUCCAUUUAUCGCUGUCUGCAAGGCCGACCGACAUGCCCAGUAUGUAUGAGAUUGUGAUUGGUGGCUGGCAGAAUACGCAGUCCUGGAUUACAAGGUCUAAACAAGGAGACCACCUGGUAACAGUCCCCACCCCAGAGAUCCUGUCAUGGCACGAGUUCCGAGCUUUCUGGUUGUCCUGGACUGAUGGAGUUAUUGAGGUUGGAUAUGGAAUUCAGCCCACUAAUGACUCCCUGAUCAUGACCUGGGUUGACCCUGAGCCACUGCCUGUCAAGUACAUCGGCUUCUCUACCGGCUGGGGGUCACUGGGAGAGUUUAAGAUAUGGAGAAGGGAGGAUACAGACGGUACAUACAGUGAGGUGUUCCACCUCGGGCUGCCACUCAACACCAUUCCAGGGUCAGAGAGGGCACAUGCCACCAUGAUAGGUGAUGUCAUGGGCCCCACCCUGACGAACCUCCAUGACCUCCUGAAGCUGCCGUUUGGGUGCGGUGAACAGAACAUGAUCCAUUUUGCGCCCAACGUGUUUGUGAUGAAGUACCUGGAGAGGACAGGGCAGCUGUCCUGGGAGGUGGAGGAGGAGGCAACAACCUACCUGGUCAAAGGGUACCAGCGCCAGCUGACAUACCGUAGGAAGGAUGGAUCUUACAGUGCCUUCGGGAACAGGGAUUCUCAGGGAUCCAUGUGGUUGACAUCGUUUGUGCUGAAGUCGUUUUCCCAGGCUCGUUCCUUUAUCUACAUCGACCCCGUGGAACUGGAGAAGCCUCGGGAGUGGAUCAUAUCCCAGCAGGCCCCUGAUGGGUCCUUCCCUCCGCUGGGGCAGCUCAUCAACAAGGACCUACAGGGGGGUUUACAGGGCCGCGUGUCACUCACGGCCUAUGUGGUAACCACCCUGCUGGAGAUGGGUAUCAGCAGCAAGGAGGUUAACAAGGCCAUCAACUACGCCCGUAAGUUUCUGGAGGAGAAUAUGAACACAGUGGAGGAUCCCUACACGGCAGCUCUGGUGGCCUACGCUCUCACUGCACUGCGCAGCACACACGGGCCCACAGCUGUGAAAAAACUCAAUACCAUGGCUAUAAAGACAGACAGUUUCACCCACUGGAGUCUGUAUGGGGGUCAGGAGGAAACAGAGAAGAUUCUUCAGUUCAAGGAUGGACUGGGGCAGUCAGUGUCCUCUGCAGAGGUCGAGAUGACAGCCUACGCCCUCCUGACCUACGUUGCCAUGGGAGAUGUGGCCUCCGCCAUGCCUGUUGUAAAGUGGUUGUCACAGCAACGGAAUUCCCUUGGAGGGUUUUCCUCCACUCAGGACACCUGUGUAGCACUGCAGUCCUUGUCAGAAUAUGCCAUCCUGGCAUACAUCGGAGGUGUAAACUUGAACAUCUCACUGGCUUCCACCAACCUGGAUUUCAACCAAUUCUUCUCCCUGGACUCUGAGAACCAUGAGGUGUUACAGACUGCAGAGAUCCCCAGUAUCCCCACCCGACUGUUUGUGAGUGCUAUCGGUGAGGGCUGCGGACUGAUGCAGAUUGACGUCACCUACAACAUCCCCGACCCCAGCACCCAGCCGACCUUCCACCUCGACAUCAAAACAUCCGAGAAACUUCGCCACAGAGACAGGGUCCAGGGUCGCAGCAGGAGGUCUGAGAAUGAGGUCAACAAUAUCAUCACCAACCCAGGUGACUACAAGGUCACCAUCGAGGCUUGUGCAAGAUGGCUGCCUCCUGGUGCAUCCAACAUGGCGGUUCUAGAGGUCUCACUGCUGACUGGGUUUGAGGCUGACAUAGAAAGCCUGGAAAAGCUCCUGCAUGACCAGCAGGCCACUGUGAAGAGAUAUGAGGUGGAUGGAAGGAAGGUCUUCUUCUACUUUGACGAGAUCCCCAGCCAAUGUCUGACUUGUGUCACCUUUGAAGCAUUCCGGAUCUUCGUAGUAGGGAAAGUGCAGCCUAUGCCAGUCAGGGUGUAUGACUACUAUGAACCAAGUUUUGAAGCCGUGACCUUCUACAACAUAAGUCAGAGCCAGCUGCUACAGACUGCUCUGUGUGAGGACGAGGCAGAAUGUAAUCAGGUGAACUUGGAUGUCCUUGACACAGCCAAGGAAAAUGUACUGGAUUUACCCAGCCUGGAAUGUAACUCUGUGUUUGGCUGUCCAUCAGAAGAUAUCCCACGAUGCACCUGCUACAAGGACUGCCAGAGUACUGGACCACAGGUGUGUGGUUCUGAUGGUGUCCUGUACCCAAACCGCUGCUCCAUGGAGGUGUCUGCCUGUCAGAACCACACCCAUCUGCAGGCCAUACCCCUGGAGGAGUGUGCUGCAUACUCCACAGAGCAGCCCAGCAUAGACCCUGCAGAAGGAUCUGGGGACAAUGGCUCAGAGAUUUUUCUUCAGGGUAAUUCCUCCUCAACACAUUUUGAAGAACAGGCAACUGUCUCCCCUGACAACCUGGAUUUCCCCACCUUGCCUGUUGUGGAGGAAGAUGCUACCUGGCAACCAGAUUUAGAGGGAAAGAUGCUGAACCCUGAAUACUGGCAGCCAGCUCCAGGCUACAGCUAUUACGACACCUAUGAUGAUUCUUUCAAUAUCGGUGAAGAGGUUGACAUACCCGACUUCACUAUGGGAGGAGAAAUGAUUUAUGCAAGUGAAGAAAAAGACUCUCAGCUCAUGCAUGAAAAGACAGCUGAGGGCCAUGAGUCAGCAGAAGAUUUAGCAAAACAACAGGACAAAGAAGAAGGAUCAUCUCAGAAAGGAAACUCUAGCCUCAUCAUCUCUAGGGAAGAAGUGACAGGAGGACAGAUGGAGAAUCCAGGCAUCAAGUCUCAUGGCAAAGAUGAGGAGACUGAGAGGGAAUCCCGAGGACGGGCCAGUGAUGAGAUGUCAGAGAUUGAGGACCUGUGGGUGGACCGGCUGGACCUGGACUGGAGAACUGAUGAAGAGAGUGCACAAUCUGGACCAGAGGAAGAAGAUAUGGCACUAGGGAACUCUGGAGGAGCUGACGACAUUGCCAACCUGCAAGAGGAGAUACAGAAGUUUGAGGAGGGGAAUCAGAAGGAAGCUGAGACAAAACAACACAAACACAGACAUGGCAAGGGUGGAGACAGGGGAAAACAUAAACAGUCAGGUCAGGACAAGAAGAAUCAGAGCAUUGAAAGCCAAGAGAAGAUUGGUGACCUGGAUUCUGUGUGGCUGAAGUUUGUUCAAGAUGAAGUCAUGGAUGACAGGGACCAGUCUGAAGAGAGACAAGAGCCAGAUAUGAUACACAAGAACAAGUCUGCUGAAAACACAGAUGAUAAGGAACGCAAAGAACUGGAAUUUGAAGCACGGGAUGAGGCAGAGACAAGUACAGAUACAAGAAAAGAUGAUUCAAUCAAUGCAGAAAAAGAUGUGAAAGAAUCAGAAAGUGAGGAAUCUCUGGACAAUAAUGAGGACACUCAAGAAGAAACCACCGAAGAUGUAGGCCCUUUUAGAGAGGAAAGAACUGAUACUGCAGAAAAAGAUCUGUCAAGGGUUUCAACACAUGAAGACAUGUUUGAAGGAGAGGAUGAACUGGCUAGUUACCUUGAAGAUGAAGAAGAGAAGAGUAGCAUGGGGGAGGAAUCCAUGGAUUGGGAUGACUUCUCUGAGUUGGUGAGGCAGCCUACCAAGGACAAUGAAACAGAUGUGAUGGGCGGUGAGGACAGUUUGGAGUGGGAGAAAUUCUCCAAGCUCAUCAGUGGUUUAGCCGGAGAGACGGAAAAUUUCACAGCCAAUGAUGGAGGGAUGGAAAUGGGCAUUGACAGCAAGUUGGAACCAUUCAACAAGGACCAAAGUGAAGAGGACAUCAGAGAAGAUGAGGAAUAUGCCAUAAUGGAGACUAUGGAAGGACCAGGCACCGAAAGCACCAAGUAUGACACACACUCUACAACAGCAGUGCUUGUGCCUCAUUCCCUGUUUGAUCCAGAAACAGAACAGGAUACCCUUGGGAGCAGCCAUGGUGAUGUCACCGUCCCCACCACACAACAAACUGUCACCAAAACCGAACCAGUCUCAACACAACCAGACAGACAACCAGACAGCAGCCAGGUCAAGGACCAAAGGUGAAAGGUCAACCAAUGACCCGUUUCCUACAGUUCAAGAUGUCUCCUUCCAAAAUAUGUAUAAUUGCAGAUGUGGUAGUUUCUAUGGGAAACACUGUACACUUUGCUCAAGGAGGAAAAUAGAAGUGUUUUCAUGUACACAUGAAAAUUCAUUGUCACAAACACUAUCUGAUUUAGCUUUAUGGUACACUUUCCCUCUCCUUGUGUUCCAUUCCAUGCCAUUGGACACUGGCCAACUAUAUAUCUCUGAGCUAUGGCCAUCAUUCAAAGAUGACUGUUGUAGUAAACUAAUGGUGCCAGCUGUCAUACAUGUGUAGAGAAUUUAUAGGGGUACCAACAUGGAGGCAGAUGCAGCUAUUUGCAUGUCUGUGAAUUUUAGCUCAAGCUAUUUUGCGAGUCUGUUGUUCUGAACCUCAGAAAUAGCCUCCAUCAAGUGUGUGUACCUCACAGAAAAGAAUACCAGCAUCAGACUUGAAAAAGUGUCAUCAAUAAUUGAAAGAAAUUUCCUUGAAAUGCAAGUCAAGGACACCAUAUUGGCAGUCAGCACCAGUGGUUUGGAAAAUGAGUGAAAAUGCUCUGUUGGGUAAUAUACUGUAUGUAGAGCAAAAGUGCUGGUACUGUUUUAAUGCAAUGGUUACCUUCAUAGGCCAAUAGCAAGCAGGAUACUCUUUAAGUAUGAAUCUCAUUACUAGCCUACAUACAUCUCCAUAUAGCUUUUUGUCCAUUCCCCAAAAGCCCUCAUAGUCUAUGCCUGUGUGACCAAUAAUGUUUGAAUGUCUUAAUAAAAACAGAACUGUUUUAGGGUCAUUAUUGCUGUACAUGUAUGCCAUCUACUUCAAAUGAAUGUUAUUCAGUGCCAAGUUACCUCAGUUUAACUGAUAUCAGGUUAGGUACUUUUAUCUCAAAGGACUGUAGUAAUAGAUCCAUGAGUACAGCACAUACUUGAAAUAUUUAAUUUAUACUGUAACCAUUCCAACUUGUAACCUAUUCAACAAGACAAUUAGAGAACCUUGUAGUAUAGAGGUGUAAAUUUCAUGGUUAAAUGUGAAUUGGUUAAGGGUGUCAUUACAAAGAUGAUGGAACAUUUUGUUAGGAAUAACAUGACUGUAAUGUAUGGUUCAAUUUGUCAAUUUGUUUUGGAAUAGUUUCAAUAUACAAGUAUCUGUAAAUCUACUGAGCAUUGAGUUAUUUCCUCAGCAAAAAGUGCUUUGUAAAGCAAUUGGUCAGUAUUGAAAAUGUUAGAAAAAAAAAAGAAGUGUUAAAAAGAUUACUAGUCUUUACAUGUAUAGUCAGUUAAAUUUCUAUACUGCAUGGAACCUUAGUUUGGUCCUAAGUGUAGUAAAUGAUUGUAUUUAGACCUUUUGGUUGUUGAAUGUUAGUUGUCCUUAUGAAUUAGGCCAUGUUGAUUUGAUUUUAUGGAUGACAUAUACACGCGCAUCAAUUUUUGGCCAUACCAAAACAAAAAUUAAGAAUUUAUUGUCCAGAAUAUUUCAUUCUGUGUGUUCCCAGAGGAUGUCAUCAAUGUAAUCAAACCAACAUGGCCUUACCAACUUCUGUUUGCUGUUUUAAACUUACCAUGUGUCAAAGAAUGUCCAUAACUCUUACUUGACCAAUGAACAUUCACCAAGUAUUAACAUUCCAUAUUACUACUGCUAAAACCAUUAUCAUGGCAUUAUUCCUGAAGAAAAAGGUACACUUUUUGGACCAUUUCUAUGUAGAUAGGAUGUAUUAUAAUUGAAAACAUUCACAGAAUUCUAGCCAAGAUUUUUAUGUUAUUCUCUGUUGAAUCAAGCAUUACCCUUAAUAUUUGUAGCAACAUUAGAAUUUUUGUCGCUGUAGAUAGAUUGGAGAAGCAAAACAUAGGGAAAUACAUGUUUAUCACCAGUUAGAUAUCAUGUCAUGUCCAAGCUCAAAAAGCCUGCAUCUCGACAUUUUAACAAUGACUUGUGUAAAUCACGUGAAGCUUCAUAUAACCCUGCUAUCAUAGAUCUCUAAAGGCUUCUCAACUUGCCUCAGAUGAUUUCAGCAGAUUCUCAGGCAGAAAUGUAAAAAUCUUGAUGCAUAAUGAUGAAAUUUUUCUUUCAGUGCUUUCACUAACUUGUUCUAAGAACAAGUUAUAUUUUUUACUAUCAUCAUGCAGACUAACUUAAUAUCAUAUUAAAAUACUAUAAUCUCUUUCAGGUUACCUUUGAAUUACAUUGUCUGGAAGCAUGCUUUUUAAAAGAGUGAAAUCAAAAGCAAUGGAAAAGUUUGGUAAAAUGGGUGCAAGAUCGUAAAAUAAGGAAGGUGGGUGCUUGGUUGAGUUCUUCAACUGGAAUUCUAGAUAAGAAUACUUGUAGUUUUCAUGAGGUGUUUGACAUUCUUAACAAGAAUGAUUAUUAAGUAUACCUUAGACAUACACAUGUACGUGUACAUGUAGCAAAGUUACAGUAACUGUUAUGGGACAUAAUGAAGUGAGCACAAAGAUCACUGACACUGUAGAUAAUUUCAAUAUGUACAUGAUCAAUAUUUUUUAUACAAAAUUAAGUGUUAAGAUAAUACACAAUAAACCAUCCAUACUGAUUAAGAAA